CACAAGUCAAACCGAUCGUCAAAGCACCACGAGGAUUCCGUUUACUUCGGGACUGAACUGAACUCUCACGCUAAACUAAAAGCCAAUAGGCAUUCAGAGAGACACCCCCCCCCUUCACUGGUACAGCUGACAGAACUACUGGGGGACAAAGUGAACAUCCUCUCAGUGGACGAACAGCCUGAAAGAGGUUCAACAACGUCUGGAGCACCUGAGCUGAGUGACUUGGAGGGCCAGAGAAUAGAGGUUGAGACAACAGAGAGGCCCAAAACGUAGAGGCUUGUACUUGGUCGCUGCUUGCCUGGUGGGAGCUGGAGGGGUGUGUUUAGCAGGGAGAGCAGCCCAGGCAGACAAGCUGAGGUUUCAGGAACAGGGCCUGACCUCUCUACUGGACAUACUGAGAGGAGACUACCAGACUACAAGACUACAGGGUCACCCACCACAACAUGCAAGGGAAGAGUGAACAAGAACACCAAGACAAUAACAUGAAAUCAGACAUUGAUCCCAACAAGCAGCCUGAAAGUCCCCCGUCUGAGGACGAGCCGUCCAAUCCCGUCAAAGUCUGCCAGAACCCCAAAUAUCAGCUGUUCCUGGGUGGAGACAUGACGGGGAACGGAUCCAGGGAUACAAAUGGAACGUCUGGGGGAGAGAACGGGAAUGGGAGAGACCCCAGGAACAGUUCCCGUUGGGACAGCGCUAGCUCCAGAUUUGGGCCAAACCACCGCGGAUCCCUGGAGUCUCUGGCAUCUCGGGACAGGGACACCAUGUCGGACAGGCUGGGAGGUUUUGAGAGUCCCCCCAGGGCGUUCAACAGUCCCUACGCUACAGCGGCUUCCACGGAGUACAACCCUGGCGUGUACCGGAUGUCAGAGCAUAAGAUGCAGGGGGUGAUGUCUCCAGCCACAUCAGAGCUGAACCUGUUCAACAGCCACAACAGCAGGAGUACCAGCCCCGUGCUCUCCUUCACCCCGACCUCGACCGCCCCACGUGCACGCUUCUCAGCCUACGACUCUCUCAGGAGGCGGGACCAGCCGGUGAUGCCAAGCCAAAUCCCCAUGCGGUCCACUGUGUCGCCUGUCGCUAUGCCCAACAAGAGAGACUACAUCGAGGAGCUGACCAGACAGAUGGAUGCAUGUCAGAAGAGGAACCAGUUCCUGGAGGCAGAGAGCGUAGAGAUGGAAAAGGAAAGGAACCAGAUCAGGUUGGAGAUGAGAAGCCUGUUGGUGAACAACGAGGACCUUCUCAGAACCAACAGUACCCUGCAGAUGGAGAUGAAGAGGAUGAGGGAGAGGAUGAUAGAGCUGGAGAGAGACAACACGGCCAUGACGGAACGCUUCAGAGUUAUGGAGACGGAGCUGACCGAGGCCAGGGUCCUGAUGGUGGAGGCUAACACUCAGGAAUAUGCCUUCAACUUCCUGCAGCAGUCUCUGAAGAAUAAGAUAAAGGAUGCCGAGGAGGCACUAGAGAAGCAGUCGCUCCAUGCCCAGGGCCUGUCGGAGAAGCUGUGGCUGUCUGAGAGAAAGUUGGAGGAUCUAGAGGUGGACAAGGAGACACGGGACAAGAGGACAUCGGAGCUCAGCGACACUGUCUUCAGACUGGAGACUGAGCUAGGAGAGGCCCUACAGAAAGCCACCCAGGCCUCAGCAGAGCUCAGUCUGCACCAGAAGCUACGAGAUGACGCCCUGCUGAGGGUGGAGGAGCUGGAAGAGACCCUACUGGAGAAGGGUCAGGAGCUGCAGACAGCCCAGCAGACUGUCAGCCGCCUGCAGGGACAGGUGUCAGGGAAGCUGAUAGAUAAGGAGCGGUCCCUGGAGGAGGAGAUCCAGCUGAGGGAGAGAGUCCAGCUGCAGUGGAAGCAGGCAGAGAGGAGCGUAGAGGACCUCACGAUAGAGCUACAGACUGCUGCACAGACCAAGGAGGACCAGGCCAAGCAACUCAAACAGGCUCAGGAGAAAGUGUUAGAUCUUGAGAGCGACCUGGAGGAGAUGCAGGACAGUGAACAGAGAUGGGCCAGCAAACACAAGAGAGCCAUCGAACAGACGGAACAGCUCCAGCUGAAGUUGAUCCAGCAGAAAGAUGUGAAUGAGCAGCUGGACAGUGAGAAGAUCAUCCUGGAGAGACAGCUGCGUGACCUGCGUGUGGAGGUGGCGGAUCUCCAACACACCAGAGUCCACGAGGAUGUGAUCACUAAGACAGAGAGCCGGGCCAAGGAGCUGGAGAACGCUCUGAGGGUGGAGGAGAGGAAUAAGGUGGUGAUGAACAACUCCAUCGGUAAACUGGAGAGGAAGAUCAACGAACUGUCUGGCCAGCUGGAGGAGGAUCGGAAGAUGGCCACGGAGCAGAAGGACCAGAUGUCCCAGAGGAUGCGUUCCCUGAAGCGUCAGCUGAACGAGGCAGAGGAGGCGGCUAGUCGUAGAGAGGCUCAGUACCGCCACAUCCAGAGAGAACUGACAGAGGAGAGAGAGACCUCCGCCAGACUACAGAGCCAGCUCCUGGACCAGCAACUCCAACUCAAGCGUAAGGAGUCCACCAUGACGAUGAGACAGACUCUCGAGGACCUGCGUCUGGAUCUUAGUGUGGACGUGGAUGAGGAGGACCAGACCACCCCGCCACCCACAGCCUCCAAGGCCUGAGACAACCCUUCCUGGGACAGUAUUACAGCAUAGCACCAACCAUACUAGCCAGACCACCCCGUCACCCACAGCCUCCAAGGCCUGAGACAACCCUUCCUGGGACAGUAUUACAGCAUAGCACCAACCAUACUAGCCAGACUCAUAACACCUUUGGCCUAGAUUCAAUCCGGACUGCGGAUGAUCUGCAGUAUAGCGCGGUUGACAUUUUUAAGGUCAUUUUCCCAUUGAGCCGACAUUUGCGGCGUUUAGCGUGAAUGUGGUCUCCGCGAAUGCGGGAACGUUGCCUUUAAAAAACGUGCAUAGCGGACAAAAUGGGAUCGGAUUGAAUCUAGCCCAUUAUUGAUAAAGGCAACAGUCGUACCACCAAUACAGGACCUACAGGGAACAUACAUCAGCAUAUUAUAUACUGUCAACAAAUCAAAUCAGUACCCGCAUGUUUGAUUUUCGGGUUCAAACAUACUGUAGCAUCUGAUUAAAAAAAACAAUAUCAUGAAACUAAUUAUCUGCAGUAAUGAAAUGUAAACCAGGGUUCUUGAGUUCCAUAAGGCUGCGUUUCCCAAACUCGGUCCUCGGGACCCCAAGGGGUGCACAUUUAGGUUUUUGCCCCUUUCACUACACACCUGAUUUAAAUGAUCAAAGCUUG
Molecule: messenger RNA, 3273 nt
Organism: Coregonus clupeaformis (lake whitefish)
Lineage: Eukaryota; Metazoa; Chordata; Actinopteri; Salmoniformes; Salmonidae
Product: cingulin-like protein 1
Exons: 19
Coding region: 444-2630 (728 amino acids)
Cellular component (GO): myosin complex
Source: RefSeq, a predicted model, not a curated record